GCUCUGUCUGAAGAGGACAUUAAGUCUGCCAAGGAAUGGCUGGAGACAGAAAAGGUUUGGCUGAUGCAUCGUGGAGGAUUUUCCGAGGCACACCUCCUGAAAUCAGAGAACACAGUGCUACCAGAGGGGCGUGUCCGUGUCAGGCUGGAGUCGGGUGAUGUCAUUGAAGUGGACGAGGACGAUGUUGAAAAGGCCAACCCGCCUCAGUUUGACAAGGCAGAAGACCUGGCAGUAUUGCGUUACCUCAAUGAGUCUAGUGCCUUGCACACUAUCAGGCAACGUUACGCUGCCAGUCUGAUACACACGUACGCCGGGAGAUACCUCAUAGUGGUCAACCCCGUUCAGCAGCUGCCUAUAUACUCUGACAAGAUCAUCCAGAUGUUGAAAGGCUGCAAGCAGGAGGACAUGCCUCCCCACAUCUACUCCAAGGCUCAGGUCGUCUACAGGGACAUGCUCAAUUCCAGGAAGGACCAGUCCCUUGUGUUCAUGGGCAAAAGUGGCAGUGGGAAAACUGUCAAUGCCCAACAUGUUCUGCACUAUCUUGUCAUGGCUGCUGGCUGUUCUAAUGGUGCUUUAACAGUGGUGAAGCUGAAUUCGGUGUUCACCAUUCUUUCUGCAUUCGGCAACAGCCGGACAUCUUUAAAUGUCAGUGCCAGCCGGUUUACUCAGAUUUUCACGGUGGAUUUUGAUUCAGCAGGCCAGAUUGGCUCAGCAUCUGUGCAGGCCCUGAUGCUGGAGAGGUCGAGAGUUGUGAGAAGACCUGACAAUGAACACAACUUUAAUGUCUUUUACCAGUUACUUGCUGGAGCUGACAGCAGUCUCAGAAAUGAUUUACAGCUGCACAAUCUCAAUGAAGCUAAUUUAUUCAUGACUACACUACACAAGCCAGAGGAAAAGGAGAAGGCAGUGGAAUCCUGGCUGCAGCUGCUGGAGGCUUUUGGUAACCUGAAUGUCACAGAGGCUGAGGUCAAAAGUAUCAUGGCCGUCCUGGCAGCCAUCUACCAUCUGGGCACUGCUGGCGCUAUCAGAGGAGGUUCCAACAAAGCUCAGUUUGCCAAGCCAUCAGCAGCUCAAAGAGCUGCAGCAAUCCUGGGCACCAGUGUGGAGGAACUCAGCAGAUCUAUAUUUUCUACUGGUGGGACUACCACACUGAGUCGCACCGCUUCCCUCAGGGUCUCAAAUGCUUUGGACAGGCCGGCCUACCUGCCAUCUGAUGCUAAUGCAACUGCCCUGGAGUGUCUGGAGGGUUUUGUCAUGGGCCUGUAUGCUGAUGUGUUCAGUGCUGUGGUUUCCCUGAUCAACAGAGCUCUGUCGUCCAGCGUCCGUGCUAUCAAUUCAGUAACAAUUGUUGACUGCCCUGGAUUCCAGAGCUCAGGAGCUGGUGUCAGCUCCUCUAGUCGAAGUCAGGGAGCCAGUUUCGAGGACUUGUGCCACAACUACACACAGGAGAGGCUGCAAGCUUUCUUUCAUGAGGUUGCCUUGUCCACGCCACAAGAUUUGUAUGAGGAGGAAAACAUCAUCCUAGACUUUGACAUCAUGCCAUCCAGCCCAUCCUCACUCAUUAAUCUGCUGGACAAGCCUCCCCAGCAGGGGCUGAUGAGGUCCUCUGCUGCAGACCUGAAAACUGUGGAGAAGAAGGGUCUUCUAUGGAUAUUGGAUGAGGAGGCCAUGUUUCCGGGGGCUACAGAGGAUAGUUUCAUGGAGAGGCUUCUACAGCAGCACUGUGAGCAUCCAGUCAGAAAAGACAGCCUUCUGCGAAAAGGUUCCCUUGGUCACACAUUUGUCCUCAACCAUAACCAGGGAAUGACUCCAAUACUGUACAACGCUCAAGGCUGGCUCAAGUGCUGCCGGGAAAAUCCUAUAUCCAGGAAUGCCAGUCUGGUGCUGCAGGAUUCUAAAAAAUCCAGUAUCUCUCAGCUGUUUAGCAGUGUCAAGGCGCAGAGCUCUGGGGCUGUCAGUGGGACUACUGUGGGUUCAGAAAGUUCUGCCUCUGUGCGCAGGGUCAACAGCAUGCGAAGACCCUCCACCUCUGGGCAGGCAGGGCUCAAGAGGAAGUCAGUCUGCUUGCAGGUCAAGUUUAAUGUGGAUACCAUAAUGGACAUUCUGAAGAAGACCCAGGUUCACUUCAUCCACUGUGUGUUGCCUCACCAUUUUGCUGGACUUGGGGAGCAGCAGAAGCUCCCGCAGGAUGACUGCAUCCUCAAUGUGCCCCUAGUGAGGAACCAGCUAAGAGGAUUUGAGGUGCUGGAUGCCUUGAGAUUGUAUAGACUGGGUUUCCCUGACUCACUGCCUUUCACCGACUUUGUCAACAAGUUUGAGCCACUCGUUCCUGGGCUCAGCAAAACUGGACAUGGGGAAGGAGAUCUGAAAUUGACUGUAAAUAUGAUUCUGGACCAUCUAGACAUUGAUAAACUCAACUACCGUGUGGGAAACUCCAGGGUGUUUUUCCGACCUGGAUGCCUGGCCCAGCUGGAGCUGAACAGAGAUGAGAAGUUUACGGGGAUUGUGGGACAGUUCCAGGCUUUGUGUCGAGGCUACCUGGGCAGGAAGAAGCUGGAGAAGCUAAAGGUUCAACACACAGCCAUCAGGUGUAUACAGAGAAAUGUACGCAAGUACAUGCAGAACAGAGAAUGGGAGUGGUGGAGGCUGUACACCAAGGCGGAGGUGGAAUUACUCAAGGCCAAAAAUGAGAAACUGGAGAAGGAAAGAGCAGAGUACAAGACACAGUGUGAUAAACUGGAGAACAGGUUAGCAGAAGUGAGUGCAGAACUGGCAGAAGAGAAUACAACCUCCAGCGAGGCCGCCGACCUACUUGAGACAGAAACAGCUGAGAGGAUGAAGCUGGAGAAGGAUCUCAGGGAGCUGCAGAACAAGUUUACAGUCCUCAAACGUCAGCAUGAGAAGUUACAGAUGGAGAUGAUGCAGACCCAACUGUGGCAGGCAGAGUCUGUAGACGACAGCUUGGAAGAGAAGGAAGACAACUCAGCGUACAAGCGCAAGUAUGAACAGGUGUCCAAGGAGCUGCAGAUCACCAAGAAGCAGCUUCAGCACCAGCAUGAGGAGGAGAUUGACCAGGAACUACAGUCUAGGAAGCUCAUAGAGAGAAAGUUGCAUGAUGCUGUAGGUGAAGCAGAGGAGCAGAGAAGGCAGGUGCAAGUUGCCAAGAAGAAAACUCAGAGAUUGACGGCAGAAAUGCAAGACCUCAAACUACACCUCGAGGAGCAGAUGUCACGCAAUAAUGAGCUGGAGAGAAAACAGAGGAGGUUUGACAGUGAACUCAGCGUGGCUCAUGAGGAUGCCAGGGAGGAGAAGGCCCUCAGAGAAAAACUCCAGAAAGAGAAGGAUGAGCUUCUGUUAGAGAAAUAUUCCUUGGAUCAGACCCUUCAGUACACACAGAUGGAACAGCAAAGCUCCACGGAGAAGUGUGCCAGGUUGGAGAAGGAGAUUAAUGACCUACUUCAAACGGGGAAAGACAACAGUGAG
Molecule: messenger RNA, 3483 nt
Organism: Candidula unifasciata
Lineage: Eukaryota; Metazoa; Mollusca; Gastropoda; Stylommatophora; Geomitridae
Source: the annotation of a GenBank genome assembly